Agrilus planipennis (emerald ash borer) is the source of this 1157-nucleotide messenger RNA. Its product is annotated as alpha-crystallin A chain. Gene Ontology annotation, molecular function: protein folding chaperone. Bases 397 to 978 code for a protein of 193 amino acids. NCBI's taxonomy places the organism in Eukaryota, Metazoa, Arthropoda, Insecta, Coleoptera, Buprestidae. The transcript has a single exon. Gene Ontology annotation, biological process: protein refolding; response to heat. The record is from RefSeq and is a predicted model, not a curated record.
AAGCGAAAAAUGAGUUACAAAGGCAUUAUUUAAAAUUUAGUGCUUCAUUUUACCAAUUUUUAAUAAAACAGAAUAAAACACACCUUCGGUCAUAAUAUCGAUAUUUGAAUGUUCCAGCCAGUUCUGGCAUUUUCUAGUAAUUUGAAAAAUCUAGUCUGAUUGGUUCUUUGCACCGCUCGUAUAUUUCUGAUUGGUCAAAUAUGCGCAUAGCUUCUAGAAAUUUCUAGAAACUAAGAAAACCUAUAUAAGAACGGUAUGAAACGGCUGCAGCAGUUUCAGUAGAGAUAUCGUGAGUGAAAGCAGUAGAGUAUUGUAAGUGAUUGGUGACUGAUUACCUGCGUUAUAAAGUAACCGCUUGUGUUAUUAUUAAAAGAAAAGGUUUAAGAGACUAUCAAGAUGUCUAUAAUUCCAUUAAUUUGGACAGAUCGAUUAGGCUAUCACCCUUCAAGACUGUUGGGUCAACAGUUUGGAAUGGAGGUGGACGACGAUGAUAUUUUCCCACCUAUAACAGCUAUCACCAGAUCUCUCCUCAAUACCCCACAAGUAUUACCACAAUCCAGAUCCAAUUAUGAACCAAUUAAGGCAGAUGAAGAUAAGUUUCAAGUUAAUGUUGAUGUACAGCAGUUUGCUCCAGAUGAAAUAACUGUAAAAGUUGAUGACGAUAAAAACACAAUAACUGUUGAAGGGAAACAUGAAGAAAAGCCCGAUGAACAUGGAUAUAUCUCCAGACAUUUUGUUAGAAGAUAUGUUAUCCCAGAGGGACAUGAUAUGAAGAACAUACAGUCAAAUUUGUCGUCUGAUGGCGUGUUGACGAUAGCCGCCCCAAAAAUUAAUCAGGAAGAUAAGGAUAGUAGAGUGAUUCCAAUACAGCAAACGGGAAGACCUUUUAAAAAUAAGAAGUUCAAAAACAAAAAGUUUGCAGCAUCAAGAGUAGGAAAACAAAAUACACCUGUUAAACGCAAUCCUAGGCAUAAGUAAUCUAGAUGUUGCUUCUAUUUCUUUUAAUAGUAGUUGUAAUUUAAAUUUAAUUAUUAUAGUAUUGUAUUUUUAAGUGUGAAUGCUUGUUUUCUUUAUAGUAUUGAGUCUCAUUCCAGAUUUUGAAAAUGUUUGUAUUGAAAUGGUACAAUUUUUAGCAAAUAAACUUAUAUAAAGAGGAA